Messenger RNA from Syzygium oleosum, 1901 nucleotides. Its product is annotated as bifunctional purple acid phosphatase 26. The coding region runs from base 176 to 1633 and encodes 485 amino acids. Lineage: Eukaryota; Viridiplantae; Streptophyta; Magnoliopsida; Myrtales; Myrtaceae. The transcript has 10 exons. The record is from RefSeq and is a predicted model, not a curated record. Gene Ontology annotation, molecular function: acid phosphatase activity; metal ion binding.
UGCGUUUGGCUGAAUUGGGUUUGUUCCAGCGAUUUGGAUUUGCUCGAAUUUUCGGCCUUCUCCCUGCACAACGUUGUUUCGUUUCUAAUGUUCCUGUGGCGACUGAGCUGCUUGUGUUGUUAAAGCAUGGUUCUCGAAGGGUGAUUGUAUAUUGUAAUCGUGUCAAUUUUGAACCAUGAAAGGCGAUGUUAAUAGCAGGCCUUCCUGGUUUAUCCAAGUUAUUUUCGCGGCAAUCACCUUCCUGAGCUAUGGGGGCAGAGUAUAUGGUGGGAUCACGAGUGCAUUUAUCAGAUCAGAGUGGCCUUCUGUUGACAUUCCUUUCGAUAAUGAAGCCUUUGCAGUGCCCAAGGGUCACAAUGCACCACAACAAGUGCAUGUCACACAAGGUGAUUACGAUGGGAAGGCUGUCAUUGUAUCAUGGGUGACUACUGAUGCACCUGGUUUGAGUAUAGUUCACUUUGGAACAUCUCCGGAAAGAUACACUCUUUCUGCUGAAGGGACCGUGACCAACUACACCUUCCACAAUUACAAGUCUGGUUACAUACAUCACUGUCUACUUGAGAGCCUCAAGUAUGACACCAAGUACUAUUACAAGAUUGGAGAGGGUGAUUCUUCCCGAGAAUUUUGGUUUCAAACACCUCCAAAGAUUGGUCCGGAUGCUCCAUACAAAUUUGGGAUCAUUGGUGAUAUGGGCCAGACUUACAAUUCUCUAUCCACUCUUGAGCAUUACAUGCACAGUGGAGCUCAAGCUGUGUUAUUUGUUGGGGAUCUAUCUUACGCUGAUAGGUAUCAGUACGAUGAUGUUGGCUUAAGGUGGGAUACUUGGGGCCGUUUUGUUGAAAAAAGUGCUGCGUAUCAACCCUGGAUCUGGUCUGCUGGGAAUCAUGAGAUUGAGUACAUGCCAUACAUGGGGGAAGUUAUUCCUUUCAAGUCAUACCUUUAUCGGUAUGCUACCCCUUAUUUGGCAUCCAGGAGCAGCAGUCCUCUUUGGUAUGCCAUCAGACGUGCAUCUGCCCAUAUUAUUGUGCUGUCAAGCUAUUCCCCCUUUGUGAAAUACACACCACAAUGGAGGUGGCUAAGAGAAGAAUUCAAAAGGGUGGAUAGGGAGAAGACCCCUUGGCUCAUUGUACUGAUGCAUGUCCCAAUCUACAAUAGCAAUGAUGCUCACUUCAUGGAGGGUGAAAGUAUGAGAUCAGUAUUCGAGAGGUGGUUUGUCCUAAACAAAGUUGAUGUUAUUUUCGCUGGCCACGUCCAUGCUUAUGAAAGAUCGUAUCGGAUCUCAAAUAUACAUUACAAUGUGUCAACCGGUGAUCGUUACCCUGUCCCGGAUGAGUCAGCUCCUGUCUACAUUACUGUUGGAGAUGGAGGCAAUCAGGAAGGCCUUGCUGGAAGGUUUAGAGAUCCACAACCAGAUUAUUCUGCAUUUCGAGAAGCCAGUUAUGGUCAUUCAACACUGGAAAUAAAGAAUAGAACUCAUGCACUCUACCACUGGAACCGAAAUGAUGAUGGCAAAAAGGUGGCAACAGACUCCUUUGUACUCCAUAAUCAAUAUUGGGCAACCAAUGCAAGGAGAAGAAAACUGAAGAAGAAGCAUUAUCUCACAAGCUUAGUGGGCCAAAUUUUAGCUUACUGAGCAGAAGUUCAAGCUUUCACUAGGACUGUUCUUUGACUCAAUGGAGUUGAAUAAGCAAAGUGCUAAGCUGGACCUGUCUUGUUCAGUUUAAUAGUCUCGCAUCCAGCGGACAUUUAGGUGCAUAGCAUCGCUUGCUACUGCUAAUCUGUGUGUUGCUUUGUAGCCUGUGUCGCUGGGAUAAUCCCAUCCAUAAGCAAGUGAGCUUGUUUUAGAGGAUAUCGCAAUUAACGAGCUAUUAUUUCUACUCCAGCUAUGUGAUAUGAAUUAA